AUGGAUAGAUGCAAACAUGUUGGGCGGCUACGACUCGCCCAGGACCACUCCAUCCUGAACCCCCAGAAGUGGCACUGCGUGGACUGCCAGACGACCGAGUCUCUCUGGGCCUGUCUGAAGUGCUCCCACGUGGCGUGCGGGAGGUACAUCGAGGAGCAUGCGCUCAAACACUUCGAAGAAACCAGGCAUCCGUUGGCAAUGGAAGUCCACGAUCUGUACGUCUUCUGUUACCUUUGUGAAGAUUACGUCUUGAACGAUAACCCGGAGGGCGAUUUGAAAUUGCUGAGGAGUUCUCUGUCGGCAAUUAAAAGUCAAAAACAUGAUCCGUCGACGAGAAGCGGCAGGACGUUGCGAUCGAUGGCUCUGGGGGAGGACGUGUGCAGCCAUCAAAGGAGCCCUCAGGGGCAGUCUCAGAUGCUCACAGCUCUCUGGCACAGGCGCCAGUCCUUGCUUGCGAAGGCGCUGCGGACCUGGUUUGAUAAGAGCUCUCGGGGCCAGCUGAAGUUAAAGGAGAAGCAGCAAAUGGAGGAGCUGGAGAAGAAGAAGGAGGCAGCCAGGCAGCGGCGGCAGGAGAUGAAGAGACAGCUCCUGGAGGAGCUGGCAAACACUCCUCCGAGGAAGAGCGCCAGGCUGCUGUCUCACGUGCACAGAGAGAACUUGAUCCCAAGGAAAUUCAGGGAGGUGGCGACCGCUUCCCCUACCUCAAGUCAGAUGCAGAGCAGCAGAUUCAAACAGUUUUAUUCCAUCCGGCGUAAGCCUCUGAUGACUCCCGGGGUAACGGGUCUAAGGAACCUGGGAAACACGUGUUACAUGAAUUCUAUUCUGCAAGUGCUCAGUCACCUCCAGAAGUUUAGAGAAUGUUUUUUGACACUUGAUCUCUGUGAAACAGAAGAACUCUUAGCCAAAACUGUGAAUGGGAAGUCUAGGACGCCUGGCAAAUUGGCAAAUGGGUCUGCUGCUAAUGAGUCGGGGAAGCCUGACAAAGUGGGAUCAUAUGGCACGCAGAGCUUGCCAGCUGGCUUAAAUGGUGGCUCCUCGAUAAGCAGGAGUUUAGAACUGAUACAACCCAAGGAGCCGAGUUCAAAGCACAUUUCCCUCUGUCACGAAUUGCACACCCUCUUCAGAGUGAUGUGGUCUGGCAAGUGGGCGCUGGUGUCCCCCUUUGCCAUGCUGCACUCUGUGUGGAGUCUGAUCCCGGCGUUUCGAGGGUACGACCAGCAGGACGCUCAGGAAUUUCUCUGCGAGUUGUUGGAUAAGGUACAGCAGGAGCUGGAGUCGGAGGGAACGAAGCGCAGGAUCCUCAUCCCCUUCUCCCAGAGGAAGCUCACCAAGCAGGUCCUGAAGGUGGUGAACACCAUUUUCCACGGGCAGUUGCUUAGUCAGGUCACCUGCAUAACAUGCAACUACAAAUCCAACACCGUUGAGCCCUUUUGGGAUCUUUCCCUGGAGUUCCCCGAGCGCUACCACUGCACUGAGAAAGGGAUCGUCCCCGUUAACCAGACCGAGUGCAUGCUGACGGAAAUGUUGGCCAAGUUCACCGAGACGGAAGCUCUGGAAGGGAGGAUUUACGCGUGCGACCAAUGCAACAGCAAACGGCGCAAGUCUUCUCCUAAACCUCUUGUUCUGAGUGAAGCUAGAAAGCAGUUAAUGAUCUACAGACUACCUCAGGUCCUCCGACUGCACCUUAAGCGAUUCAGGUGAGCGGGGCUCGCUGCUUG
This is a messenger RNA of Mesitornis unicolor (brown roatelo), 1718 nucleotides long. It is a transcript of the gene USP49, whose product is annotated as ubiquitin specific peptidase 49. The transcript is spliced from 3 exons. Gene Ontology annotation, molecular function: cysteine-type deubiquitinase activity; zinc ion binding. NCBI's taxonomy places the organism in Eukaryota, Metazoa, Chordata, Aves, Mesitornithiformes, Mesitornithidae. The record is from RefSeq and is a predicted model, not a curated record. The annotation marks the transcript as partial. Gene Ontology annotation, cellular component: cytoplasm. Gene Ontology annotation, biological process: protein deubiquitination.